Scophthalmus maximus (turbot) is the source of this 1235-nucleotide messenger RNA. RefSeq names its product trans-golgi network vesicle protein 23 homolog B (S. cerevisiae) (gene tvp23b). The transcript is spliced from 7 exons. NCBI's taxonomy places the organism in Eukaryota, Metazoa, Chordata, Actinopteri, Pleuronectiformes, Scophthalmidae. The record is from RefSeq and is a predicted model, not a curated record. Bases 100 to 705 code for a protein of 201 amino acids. Gene Ontology annotation, cellular component: Golgi membrane. Gene Ontology annotation, biological process: protein secretion; vesicle-mediated transport.
GGCACGCUUGGGCCACGUGACUCCGGUGGACCAGUGACGUGUCGCCGAGCAUGUGAGCAGGAAGCAGGAAGCAGGAAGCGCCUGCUCCGACAUCUCAACAUGAUAACAGACGACGCCAACGACGAGGACGUGUCUCUGUUUGACGCGGAGGAGGACGCGGGCAAAAGGUCGAAGAAGUCAAAUAUCAAGCAUCCGGUGGCGUCCUUCUUCCACCUCUUCUUCAGAGUCAGCACCGUCGUCGUCUACCUGCUCUGUGAGCACAUCAGCAGGAGCUUCAUCGCCUGCAUGGUGUCAAUCAUCCUGCUGCUGUCAUGUGACUUCUGGACGGUCAAGAACAUCACUGGGAGGUUGAUGGUCGGUCUCAGGUGGUGGAACCAGGUGGACGACGACGGACGAAGCCACUGGGUGUUCGAGUCGAGGAAGGCAACUGGGAAGCAGCAGGCGUCGGACUCGGAGUCUCGGAUCUUCUGGCUUGGGCUGAUCGUCUGUCCCGUCCUCUGGGUCAUCUUUGCCUUCUCCACCCUCUUUUCCUUCAAUAUUAAAUGGCUGCCUAUCGUGAUCAUGGGCGUCGUGUUGCAGGGAGCCAACCUGUACGGAUACGUUCGGUGUAAAGUUGGCGGCAAGACCAACUUGAAGAACAUGGCCACGAAUUACUUUGGACGACAGUUCCUCAAACAGGCGCUGUCCAAAGAAGAGGAGUCGUAGACGGCAGAUCUGCGAUUUUAACGUAUGAUGUAUAUUCUUUUAGCGAAGCGGACAGAUGGAUAGAAGAAACUCUUUUUGCAACACAAACUGAAAAUAACAAGACUGACUUUUUCCAUUCUUUCCCCUUCUUAAUAUGAUUUGUGACUCAAUCAGUCCCAACAGAGAGAGUCCACAGAGAGGUCAGAGGUCAGGUCACUGUUUUCCUCAACUGAAGCUCGGCAAUAAAAAACUCAUCCUUCAGUGUAAAUGUGGGAAAGAGAGAGAAAGUGUUUGGAAAUGUUAAACAGCCUGUUGUAUUGUAGUCUCACAUCCUCCUCACAUUUAUUAUUUAGUUUUGUGUUUUCAUUACCUCUUAACUUUAUCUUUAUAUAUACUUAAUAAAAAAAUCGGAGUUUCUGAGAAGUAUUGUGAUUGUUAGUAUGAGAGACAGGGUUGUAAAGUAACAGUGUAAAAGUGUCCAGGACAUUUGUAAACAUGAAUGUAAAGAAACUGCAACAUCUUCUUUUGUGCAAAUACAUUUGUAACAUAAA